Messenger RNA from Hypomesus transpacificus, 1400 nucleotides. RefSeq lists its product as uncharacterized. The transcript is spliced from 6 exons. The coding region runs from base 83 to 1021 and encodes 312 amino acids. The record is from RefSeq and is a predicted model, not a curated record. Lineage: Eukaryota; Metazoa; Chordata; Actinopteri; Osmeriformes; Osmeridae.
GUCAUGGGCGGGACUUACUGUAACGCAAGACGCGGAAACUCGAUUCAGUUCGUUGGGUCAAACUAUUUUACAUUCAGAAAUAAUGGUACACCACGAAUUGACUGCACGUCUCAAUGAUGGUGGGUAUAAAAACUGGCUUAAGGCUGGAAUCUGUCUGCUCCAUCUACGGGAAGGGUUGCACGCGUUCACUAAUAGGGAGAUGAGACGUUUCCAUGAAAAUCUACUCAAUCGAAACCAGAGCCUCCGGCGGCCGUGUCAGCGUUCUUGCAGACCUAAAAACAACCAGCUGUAUUCUGAGUGUGUGGUGUGUGCGGAGUGGCGGUCAGAGAUCUUAAAGCAUCACACACAUCCUGCGGGGACAGUAAACUGGGGGAACUGCAGACCCCAACUCUGGUCACAAGACCACUGGGAACUGGCAAAGGCCUACAUGCCUCGGGGGCAAACUGGGGAGAAGGGCUCAGAUAAGUGUGAUGCCUCAGCUCUGCUUAACCUCCUCAACUACUGUGAUCACUUCAGCUACAUAGACCAGGAACGGGUCAGAAAGGUGAUCCAUUGCAGAAAUGAGCUGAUGCAUUCCUGUGGUAUGCAGGUUGGUGAUGAGUGGAUGAGGCGAUACAAGGCGUGCUUGGAAAGGCUCCUGCAGUUGCUCACCAAUGUUCCAGAGGUGGCAGCAGCCAAUCAGCAAAUACACAAGACGCUGACUGCUGAGUGGUCAGUCUGUGUUUCUGGGGUGGAUCAAGUGGACAUGUCUGGGGAGGACAGACUUGAAAUUGAUUGUAUGAGCCAAUGGGAAAUUGAGGCUGGCUCCAUUAGCCAAUGGGAAGUAGAGCUGCUGAGAGAACGGUUGCAGGAAGUGCAGUUUAACGCUGAUGCACAGGAGUUUGGGGAGAUGCAGAGCCUGAGGGAGUUUCUUCUUGCCAACCCAGAUCUUGGAGAGCAGUUGUCUCCAGAGCUCCUAGAGAUCACCUCACUGGGGAGGAAAAGAAAGAGAGAGGAGCAGAGUGAGCCUGUUCAGGACUGAUGUUACCUUGGGAGAUCUAGGAUUUCGCCUCAGUCCAUCCUUACCCUGUGUAUAAAUCCUUAACAUGACCUCUGUUUAGUGUAGCUGCGGGCUUGCCUCGUGAAUACAUCUCCAUAAAACAUCAGAGGCACGUAAAUUCAAAAAUGCGUUUUAACUGUUCGUCCGGAAUUUAGGUAUCUUAUUGUUCACGUAGAAGCCUUUUCUCUAUGUAUACAGGCUACAUAUUGCAUUUUAUUAGACUCUUCAACCUCUUGUGUUUCUACUUUGUUUAUGCAGCCUAUGAAGGAUUACUGAAAAUCAUAAAUGUUUGUUAAAUGUCUGUUCUUAUGACUCUUUUGCAAUAAACAGUGUACCUAGUGAAUGAGGUUUGCUGCAUUGA